Ruditapes philippinarum (Manila clam) is the source of this 3073-nucleotide messenger RNA. Its product is annotated as TAF6-like RNA polymerase II p300/CBP-associated factor-associated factor 65 kDa subunit 6L. The transcript is spliced from 13 exons. Gene Ontology annotation, cellular component: SLIK (SAGA-like) complex; SAGA complex; transcription factor TFIID complex. The record is from RefSeq and is a predicted model, not a curated record. The coding region runs from base 149 to 2281 and encodes 710 amino acids. NCBI's taxonomy places the organism in Eukaryota, Metazoa, Mollusca, Bivalvia, Venerida, Veneridae. Gene Ontology annotation, biological process: transcription initiation at RNA polymerase II promoter; RNA polymerase II preinitiation complex assembly. Gene Ontology annotation, molecular function: protein heterodimerization activity; transcription coactivator activity; RNA polymerase II general transcription initiation factor activity.
UCGUUAAUUGUACGGUAUUGGUACGGACAACAGUACAGAGUUUAGACGCGACACACAAAAAAAUAAUAACUUUUCUUAUGCUCAUUUUUAAGACAUUUUACUUAUUCAUUUGAAUAAAAGUGAUUUUGCUAAUAUUCUAGGUUUAACAAUGGCAGAGGGUGAGAGACGUUCUGUUGUAGAUGAAAGGAGGUAUGCCAUUGUAACGAAGGAAUCAAUAUCAAUGAUGGCAGAAUCUGGUGGCCAUGACGAUAUUGAUGACACUAUUGCUGGUAUACUUGGUGAAGAUGUCAGCUAUAGAUUAAGAGAAAUUACUCAGAAAAGUGCACAGUUUAUGAGACAUUCACGGAGGAAAUGUCUACAUACAGAUGACUUCAACAAGGCAUGCAAAUUUAGUGAUAUACAGCCAGUACAUGGUCAUGGAUCUAGUGACCCACCGGCACCUUUCCAUCACAUUAAGACAGAUAUAGGAGAGUCCAUACAUUUCACUGAUGAUGCUGAACAAAAUCUAGCAAGUGCUGCAGUUAAUGAUUAUAUGCCUAAACAACUUGGUGAUACAACAAUUAAAGUUCAUUGGCUUGCAGUUGAAGGUGUUCAAAAAACAACACAGAAUCCACAAGGUAACAAAAUAGAGCUGAGUGCAGCAUUGAUGAAAUAUUUCGAUAAAAUUACACAAGCUGUCCUGGGACUGGACUCUGAAAUGAUGAAGACAGCAUUGUCAGAUGUUAGAACCAAUGCUAAUAUAUCACCACUGUUACCACAUUUUGUCAGCUUUGUAGCCAAUGGAGUAAAGAUUGUGAGUUAUGAUCUACGUCAACUUAGCCAGCUUCUAUAUCUGAUACAGAGCCUAGUAUAUAACAGUUCUCUAUUCCUAGAGGCACAGCCAUUUCUUGCCCAGUUAAUACAAAGUAUUGAAUAUUGUCUACUCCAACCUCUGCCAGUCAAUGGUAGCACCACUAGUGACCAGUGGUCAGUCAAAGAUUAUGCUGCUAGAUUACUGUCACAUGUUAUUAGGUUAAAAAAUACCAGAAUAAAACUCAAGUUUGAUAAUGGUUAUUGUUUUACCAUAUGUUUCAGUAUCUGGGGUAAUUCUGUGAACCACCUGGAGAGAUUUACAGAGAAAACAUUACGAGAAACAUUAUAUGAUCAUAAUAAACCAUAUACAGCACAUUAUGGAGCUAUCAUGGGAUUACUCUACCUUGGAUCAGAGAACAUUGAGAGAGUAGUAUUACCCCAUCUAGGCAUAUAUUGGCCGUUUCUAAUGUCUGGACUGAACAAAUCAAGUCCCCAGACUUCACAACUACAACACAGUGCUUCCAUGGUAUAUGGUGCUCUUCUGCUGAGUGUUGAACACAUUCUACGAAAAUACAUCAAACAAUUUAAAGACCAGCAUUUACCGAAUAAAACUAAGACAGUUCAUGACAGUGCAAGUGUUCUUCAACCUGUCAAGGUCAAAAGUCAAGGACAUUUGGGAAGUAGUUCAUUUAUGUCUAUGUUUCACAAAUCCCCAGUGACAUUUUACAUAGAAAUGAUUGAAUAUUUUGGUGAUAGUUUGACAUUGAAAAUUCCUGAGAUAUUAGAACUAAAGAGAGAUGUGUUCACACCAUCAACAAGGGAAGUAAAAACGUUCCUCACAGAUGUAGAAAGUCAGAAAUCUGGGGAGGAAUUACUGGCAGAGUUAGAAGAACAAGUUAAACAGGAAGAGCAAGAAAAGAAAUUACGGCAUAAGGACAGUUAUCAUAAAGUGAAAAAAGAGCUUGACUUUAAACAGCGAUCAGUGAGACAAAAAAGAGAGCUAGAGAAUCGUCAAGCUGAUCGUCGUCAACAGUUACAAAUAGCUCAGCAACGUCAGCUGAUAAGUGCCGCAGGUGACAGCGAUGCUGAGAUAGAUGUAGAGGGAGAUAAUGACAAGUCCGAUAACUCUUUCAAUUCCGAGAAGUCAGAGGAAGAUCUGAAUGGAGAUAUGUCUGUUGCUGUGAAAAGCUCAAUAGGUGAACCUGGACAAGGAAUCAAAUUAACAUUUACAAAACGACCAAAACUGACGCAGUUUAGCGGAGAUUCUCCGUUCAGUGAUUUUGGUGACUAUAGGGAGAAGGAAUCAAAAAGUAGAAAAAGGAAACAUAGUUCUCUAAGUCCUGAUUUUGAUAUUUCAAAUUAUGAGGCUGGACCUUCAUCAUUCUCCCAUCUUGGAUUAUAUUCGUCGGAGGGGGAAGGAAGUUCAGAUAGCGGUACUGGGCGUAAAUCUCUCACCAUCAAGUUAAAGAAGAGAGAUAAUGUUCCAUGAUGAUUUGUUGUUCAUAUGUUUUAGUUUACAUUAUUUUGAGAUUCACAAGAUCUUGUUAAGAUUCUUUUUAGACCUGAUUUUACAUUUUGGUUGUACCAAUAUGGAACAUUACUGUCAAAAGAAAUUCUUUUAUGUAAUAAUAAAAUGGACAUGUUCCAAAGUUGAAAAUUUUUGUUGAAUUAUCCUUUAAAAGAAUAGAAUAUGUGCUAUUUUCAAACAUUUUCAAUCAUAUAUUCAUGCUAGGAAAAGAAAACUUGCCCUAACCUCUAAGCUUGAAUUGUCUGUUGCCAAUACUUAUUUUGUAAAUGCAGUGCAGUGAAUUAUGAGUAAUUCAAAGUUUUUGAAACACCAGCAUUGUGCAAAUAAGUUAACUUGUAAUGGAUGUUAACAAAGCCGACUAAAAGUGGAAACACGUUGCUAAGGUUUCUUACUGCUUACUUUCUUAUUUUCUUAAAUGGAUUUGUCCAGCUUUCAUUUAUGGAACUGUCAAUAAACUUAUUAUGGUGAUACGAAGCUGAAAAUUUAGUUAGUCAAACAGUAUAGAACCUGGCAAAGGGUAAUGACUUUAGAUUCCAAGUUAAAAAAUUUAUUGAAAUUAAGGCUGUUGUACUUUGCUGCCCUUUUAUAAUAACUUGAGACUAGUAUAAUUUAAGUGUCGCUUGAUUGAGGACUUAUAUAAAUACCUUUAAAACAAUGUUUUCAUUCCGAAUGUGCGUUUCCUAAUACAAUUUAUUUAUUUGUUCGUGUUUCAGGUGAAGUGAAUAUGUCACAUGUAUGAUUUGUAAUCUUGGU